Messenger RNA from Caenorhabditis briggsae, 708 nucleotides. The coding region runs from base 1 to 708 and encodes 235 amino acids. NCBI's taxonomy places the organism in Eukaryota, Metazoa, Nematoda, Chromadorea, Rhabditida, Rhabditidae. The transcript has 3 exons. The record is from RefSeq and is a predicted model, not a curated record.
AUGAAAGGCAAAAAAUACCUGGUACUGUAUUUCAUCCUAAUGUUGAUUGUCAUUUUGGUUAGCGGAACAGUGCUUUUCUGUGUCUACUAUCCUCUCGUUUUGGAAGUCAGUCGUUUCAAUGCUAUUGACUGGCUUGAUGAGAAGUUAACCGGAGAAUCGGCACCAUUCGUAAACAAUACCGUAAUCGACGAUUUUCAUAUUCUAGCGGUAUACUCUGCGAUGCAUCUUAAAGAUUGUCUGAGCCAUCCGCUGUUACUGAAAUUGAUGAUCCUGCUCUGUGUCAUUCUUUGGACCGUCGGAAACAAUAUAUUUGUCUAUUUCCUGUGUAUCUGCAAAAUUAUGAAAAGAUCCGUACUUCUGCUUCUGGCCAUCAUUAUAUUUCUGAUAUCUUGCUUAUUCGGAGGAUGGCUAGUCUAUGAAGACACCUUCGAUCCAAUCAGUAACUCUACCUAUGUUUUUGAUUAUCAAUGGAUUGAUAAGCACAGAUUAGCGAUUCAAUACUCUAGUGAUGAAGAAAGAGCAAAAUACACCACUUUCCAAAUCUACAAACUUGUCUUUAUCACGUCUAGAAGUAUAGGAAAUAUAAAAAACGUUUACAACGGAUCCCAAACUUGUGCAAGAACUGCAGACCAAGCCGACUCAUCCGGAAUCCUGGACGGCCCACCAACUUCUAUUGCCGCUGCCAACAAAUCACUCAUUUAUGAAUAA